CAGCUUGUUGUGAAUUGAACAAGGCAGUCACGGGCAUCGUGAUAUCACAAAGGCGUCAACUCAGGCGAAGUCUGACUAUCGUGAACUUUUGGGGAGUUAGCAGGGUUGCUUUGGGUUCGACGUCGCAGUUAGUAUUACAUUCGAUAGUGUAGUGCCAACAGAGUCAGGAGGAGGGUGUUCGUUACACUGAGAAACUGCCACGACUGGUCACACACACGUCUCCACACUCACGCCAAAUCGUGUUGUGUGUGUAUAACGAGUAAAUAAGAAUUUCGGGCUAUUGUGUGUGCAUUGUGUGUCUGUGUGUUUCUAUGCUGGAAGGGUGUUAGUGUGUACCGACCGAUUGUUUUACCAGUUUACUAGUCUCGUGCGAGUUGACCUGAACGUAAGAUCAGCAUUUCGAUCGUUGACCGUAAGUGAAAGUGAUUCGCUGAGCAUGUCGGCCAUUAUUGGUGGUUAGUGAAAGUGUCGAGGAACAAGAGAGGAGAAAAGUAUAUAAAAGAAAAAGUCACACGAACGACGAACGCUAAAACCCAAUCGAAUUUCCAAAGGGGUUUUCCUUUUUAGUAUUUGUAGAGAGCCCAACUGCCAACAAGAGAUCCAUCAUGGCUCUCAACGCCACCACACGUUUUAGCGAUAAUUACGAACUCAAAGAAGAAUUAGGAAAAGGAGCCUUUUCGAUUGUGCGACGAUGCGUCCAAAAGUCGACCGGUCUGGAAUUUGCGGCCAAGAUCAUCAACACGAAAAAGCUGUCUGCUCGAGAUUUCCAGAAAUUGGAACGAGAGGCGCGAAUUUGCCGCAAACUCCAACACCCCAAUAUUGCUACACAUGAACCCUAUGGUGGUCAUUGGAGAGGGAAGGGUGAUCAAGCUUUGCUUCGACUCCACGACAGCAUACAGGAGGAGAGCUUUCACUACCUCGUAUUUGACCUGGUGACAGGUGGCGAACUUUUCGAGGAUAUUGUAGCCCGCGAAUUCUACAGCGAAGCCGACGCCUCGCAUUGCAUCCAGCAGAUCUUGGAGAGUGUUAACCACUGUCAUCAGAACGGCGUCGUUCACAGAGAUCUCAAGCCGGAAAAUCUGCUGUUGGCCAGCAAAGCUAAAGGAGCCGCAGUCAAGUUGGCCGACUUUGGUCUAGCCAUUGAAGUUCAGGGCGAACAGCAAGCUUGGUUCGGUUUCGCUGGAACUCCCGGCUACCUGUCCCCCGAAGUACUCAAAAAGGAGCCGUACGGGAAACCUGUGGAUAUCUGGGCUUGCGGUGUUAUUUUGUACAUUUUAUUGGUUGGAUAUCCUCCUUUCUGGGACGAGGAUCAACAUCGAUUGUACGCACAGAUCAAAGCCGGAGCUUACGACUAUCCAUCACCGGAAUGGGACACAGUGACGCCAGAAGCCAAAAAUCUGAUCAAUCAGAUGUUGACUGUCAACCCCGCCAAGCGCAUCACGGCUGCCGAAGCCCUUAAACACCCAUGGAUCUGCCAACGAGAACGUGUUGCCAGUGUGGUACACAGACAGGAGACGGUCGACUGCCUCAAGAAAUUCAAUGCCCGCCGCAAGUUAAAAGGCGCCAUCUUGACGACAAUGCUGGCAACGAGAAACUUUUCCAGCCGGAGCAUCAUCAACAAAAAGAGCGACGGUUCCAACGUCAAGGAAUCGACCGAUAGCAGCACGACGAUCGAAGAGGAUGACGUCAAAGAAAAAUCCAAAGGAGUGGUGGAUCGCAGUUCGACUGUCAUUGCCAAAGAGCCUGAAGUGACGCAAUCGACUUUGGCAGAUAGCGGAGUCGCCUCAUGCCAGCCCUCGUCCAGCUCAACGGCUCCGGACGCAGUUGGCACUGGGAGCGCCUCCGCACCGAAUGCCACGCAACGAGCUAGUGCCGAAGCAGCGAUGAUGGCCAAAGCUCUUGCAUCGCUAACGGCCUCUAGCGCCACGCCCCUCGCGUCCUCGUCGGCCACUUCUGGCGGUGGCGGCGGGGGCAGCGGUGUCAACAAACCGGCCAUCCUUAGCGCCAUCCUCCGCACAGCCGUUCCAGAUCAAGCGACCAAAAUGGAGAAGAGUCAGGCCGUUCCAGUGGCUUCAACCACCGCUGCGGCCGCUAUUCAACAUCAUCGAGUUGGCACUCAGCCAGCCGAUCCAAUGCGACCGGACAUUCGACCAACCGCCUCGGCAAAGACGUGCUCCCAGUUGCCCAGCAACUGGAACGGCUCAGCCAAGAAGCAAGAGAUUCUCAAGCUGACGGAGCAGCUGCUGGAAGCCAUUAGCGCUGGUGAUUACGAAACCUACGCGAAAAUAUGCGACCCACACGUGACCUCCUUCGAACCGGAAGCUUUGGGCAACCUCGUGGAAGGGCUGGAAUUCCACAAGUUUUUCUUCGACAAUCUGCUAGGCAAAAAUUGCAAAUCAAUCAAUACGCUGAUCCUCAAUCCUCACAUCCAUUUAAUGGGCGAGGAUGCGGCCUGCAUCGCUUACGUCCGCCUGACUCAAUUCAUGGACAAGCAAGGACAGGCGCACACACAACAGAACGAAGAGACCCGAGUGUGGUACCGCCGCGAUGGCAAGUGGCUGAACGUUCACUUUCACCGAUCGGGAGCCUCGACUCCCUGUACUCUUCCGUAUCACCAAAACAAAUAAAACAACACCACACAACAAGCUAAAUCUCCCUCUUCUGUUCUUCUUUUUUCUUCUAUCUAUCUGUCCACACGGGAAAAGUAGCUUAUUACUGUCUUGUCAUGAUUUCUUAAAAUCCCGUCACCAUCUAAUUCGAAAUUUAAAAGGAAAGAAAAAACCAAAAAUGGAAACCAGUUGAAAAGAAGGGAGUUGAAAAAGAGGUGUGAUUCGUUGUCUAUUGCGGCCAGCACCGAUCGUGCGUGAACGUCCGAUUUUGUUUUUGUUUUGUUUUUUACACUGGAAUUUUCUUUCUCCCUCUUUCGUAUUGUGAUUAUUUUCAUGUCUGUUUUGACGUUUUGUCAUCUGUAUGUGGGUGGAAUCAGCAAGAAAGAAAAAGAAAGAACUAAUCAUAAGAUAUUCUGAAGAAAAAAAAAUCGAAUGAAAAGACACAUCAGUUGCGCUCUACCGUCUCUAAGAGAACACAUUUGCAGCGUUACAUGAUUACAAGGAAGUGAAUGAUGGUUGAUGCGAAACAACUUAUCGACCCGGUCGAAUCCCCCCCCCCCUUUUUUUUUUAUUUUAUUAUUAUUUUUUCAAUCUCCUUUUUUUUUUACAAUGGGAAGCCACGACAUGAAACUACUGCACCGCGUUUCUUUUUCUUCAAUCCGGAUUUCUCCUUUAGAAUUCUCUAAACUCUUUAUAUUAAAAAAAAACAAAAAACAAAACAAACAAAACAGUCUUAUGUGGCGUUUUCUUUCGACUCUCCUUUUUUUUAAUAUUAAAUCCUCUCCGCAUCAGGUUCACUUCUUUUAUUAUUAAUCCACUUGCUCGUAAUCGGCGGUUGCCAUGACAAAACAUUGUAUUAUUUAGAUGUAUUCAAAUCUAUUCUAUUUGCCUGUAAUUGAACAAAAAAAAAAAAAAAGAAUGUGAAAAAGGGGGGGAAAAAAAAAGGAUAUUAAAUCCUCCCAAGCCUCCCGUUUUGUAAGAAAGGGAACCAUAUUUUGUUUGCCGUGAAAGAUGUGUUGAGCGAAAGGCUCAAAUUUGAUCAGCCGUUUUCGUCUCCUCCUUUUUUUUUUUUUUUUACCAAGAGACAUUGAUUUCAUUUGUUUAUUAUUCCCUUUUUUUUUUAUUGAUCGUCCUAUCAAACUCAGCUCUCUACCUAAAUAUUUACAUUUAAUGUUUUGAUUAGUGAUGCAAAACUGGUUCGUCUCUCGUCUCCCCUCUUCUCCCGCAUCUUCUUUUCUUUUUUUCCUUUUUUUUCUUUUUUUAAGUUGUCCGUGUUCAUUCAGUAAUUUCAUUAUUAUGUCCCUCGCUUCCUUCUGUCUAAUCAUUGAAAACCAACAGCUCGGUUGUGUGUCUUCGUGUACGUGGGUUCCGUCUUGUGUUCUCUGUCUCCAUUUCCGAUCUGUUUUGUCGUUGACAUGCGCGUUAGAAAUGGGACAAUUUCGUGUUUUGUUUUUCUAAAAAAAAAAACUAAAAAAAAAUAGGUAGUUCCUCUACAUUCAGCCCGAAUUCCCUUUUUUGAAUCCCUUGGUUCCCUGUGUCUAAUGCUGUAAGCGUGUGCUGUUUCGUUUUGUAAAAAACAAGCAAGAAAGGUUACAAGGCAAACAAAAAAUCAUUGGAAACACGAUUAAAAAAAAAAAAGAAAGACUAGUCAACCUUUGGUGUUUGUUGGGCAGAUGUGAUUGAUAUAAACAUUUUAUUCUCAUUGGCGAGGACUGAUAGGCUUGUAUGAUUCACGUUUAACAAAAAGAGAAAAAGAAAAGAAU
Messenger RNA from Daphnia magna, 4372 nucleotides. RefSeq names its product calcium/calmodulin-dependent protein kinase type II alpha chain (gene CaMKII). Gene Ontology annotation, cellular component: cytoplasm; neuron projection. Gene Ontology annotation, biological process: protein phosphorylation. The transcript has 22 exons. Bases 606 to 2627 code for a protein of 673 amino acids. NCBI's taxonomy places the organism in Eukaryota, Metazoa, Arthropoda, Branchiopoda, Diplostraca, Daphniidae. Gene Ontology annotation, molecular function: calcium/calmodulin-dependent protein kinase activity; calmodulin binding; ATP binding. The record is from RefSeq and is a predicted model, not a curated record.